UCGACUGGAGCCAUGUGAAAUUCGCUUGAUCAGUUGAUUUUUACAGAGACAUGUAUUGUUAUGUAUGUCUCUGAUUAUUAGAAGCUUCAGUUGGCGAGGAAGAUAAUUAACACUCGCAAAAUGAAUUUGAGAUUCUCCAACUGGUCAUCAUGCCUAAAAAGUUUAUGUAAACCUAACGGAUUGCACAUAACGUUAGGGAUCAGACGUCAGGCAUUAUGUUCUACAACCACAGACCAUAUUGAGAGUUCUGGAUGGGAUGAAUCAGACUUGGUGCACAGAGGUACUGAUGGAAAUCUUCUGAAGCCAAAAUUACCUAUUAUAACAUCAAGAAAGAUAGAAUUCCCAAACAAAUAUGUGUCUCCUAAGCAGGCCUGGGUGGAGACACUGUCCACCAUUGAGAGUCAGAAGUAUGGCAUGGUGGACCUGCACCCAGAUAUAUUUGGUACAUACCCUAGGUUAGAUGUCCUCCAACGUAAUGUAAAAUGGCAGAGAUUGUAUAGACACAUUGAUUAUGCACAAACUAAGACACGAGCAGAAGUGAGAGGUGGCGGCCAUAAGCCUUGGAUUCAGAAAGGUCGUGGCAAGGCCAGGCAUAGUUCUAUACGCUCCCCACUGUGGAAAGGUGGAGGAGUAAUAAAUGGUCCCCGUGGUCCAAAAAGUCACUUCUUUAUGCUGCCAACUGAGUACAGAGCCAUGGGGCUGCGAGUGGCUCUCUCUGUUAAGUAUGCUCAGGAUGACCUGCACAUUGUUGACUCCCUGGAUAUACCUGAUGAUCGUCCCGAGUACCUUCAAGAUUUGAUGGACACAAGAUUUUGGGGAUUUUCCUGUCUCUUUGUGGAUGACAAUGAUAUUAUGCCUGAAAACAUCUCCCUUGCUGUAGAUAAGACACCACAGUUCAACCUAAUGCCAGUGUAUGGCCUGAAUGUGUACAGUAUGCUGAAACACGAGACCCUUGUUUUAACUUUGGCAGCUGUUGAAAAAAUUGAAAAGAAACUUUUAUAUCAAAUGCACAAGACUGCACGAUCAAAGAAAUACAGUUACGCCACUCGGUAUCAAGAGUGGUGACCAUUUGUGGACCUGCUGUGUGAUUGUGGAUUGUAGUGAAUGGAUCGAGCAUUAAAAAAACAUUUACAUCGAUGGCGA
Molecule: messenger RNA, 1143 nt
Organism: Mizuhopecten yessoensis (Yesso scallop)
Lineage: Eukaryota; Metazoa; Mollusca; Bivalvia; Pectinida; Pectinidae
Product: 39S ribosomal protein L4, mitochondrial-like
Exons: 9
Coding region: 121-1065 (314 amino acids)
Biological process (GO): translation
Cellular component (GO): ribosome
Molecular function (GO): structural constituent of ribosome
Source: RefSeq, a predicted model, not a curated record